CGCCCGGGGAGCGGGGCGCUCGCCCAGCCCCGGCCCGGCCCCGGCCCCGGCCCCGGCCCCGGCCCCUGCCCCCGGCCCUCGCCGCCGCCCGCCGCCGCCCGCAUCAUGCCGCCCCCCCGCCCGCACGCCACUCUCGCCCGGGGGCUGCCUCCUUUUCCGGCCCGCGGCGUGUGCGUGAGAGGGGCUUGAAGUUGCCCCGGCGGCGAGGCGGGGGGCCGGGGCGGCUGGUGGCGGCUGGUGGCGGCGGCAGGGGCGCGGCGGGGCGCGGCGGGGCGCGGAGCGGAGCCCACCCCCAUCACCUGUUACCUCCGCUCCCCAGGUUGCCUGAAGUUCCCCGGCGGCGCCCGGCAGGACGGGGAGCGCCGCGGCUCCGGCUCGCAGGGACCCUACAGUGGCUGCUGCAGCAUGGGCUGGCUCAGGGGGAUUGCCUUGCUUUCCUUGGGAGUAUUACUAGCAGGAAGAGUGAACUGCCAGCAUGUGAAGAAUAACGUGCCGAGGCUCAAAUUAUCCUAUAAAGAAAUGUUGGAAUCCAACAAUAUAAUCAAUUUCAAUGGACUAGCUAAUAGCUCCAGUUACCAUACUUUCCUCUUGGAUGAAGAACGGAGUCGGCUGUAUGUUGGAGCAAAGGAUCACAUAUUUUCUUUCAACCUGGUUAACAUCAAGGAAUAUCAAAAGAUUGUUUGGCCUGUAUCUCAUUCCCGACGGGAUGAGUGCAAGUGGGCUGGAAAAGAUAUUCUGAGAGAAUGUGCUAAUUUCAUCAAGGUGCUUAAGGCUUACAACCAAACCCACUUGUACGCUUGCGGAACAGGGGCUUUUCAUCCAGUCUGCACCUAUAUUGAAGUUGGAAGCCAUCCUGAGGACAACAUUUUUAGAAUGGAAGAUUCACAUUUUGAAAAUGGCCGAGGGAAAAGCCCUUAUGAUCCUAAACUGCUGACAGCUUCUCUUUUAGUAGAUGGAGAACUGUACUCUGGCACAGCGGCAGACUUCAUGGGCAGGGACUUUGCCAUUUUCCGAACUCUGGGGCAUCACCAUCCAAUCAGAACAGAGCAGCAUGACUCCCGGUGGCUAAAUGAUCCUAGAUUUAUUAGUGCUCACCUGAUACCAGAGAGCGACAAUCCAGAAGAUGACAAAAUCUAUUUCUUCUUCCGUGAAAAUGCAAUUGAUGGAGAGCACACCGGAAAAGCCACUCAUGCCCGAAUAGGGCAGAUCUGCAAGAAUGACUUUGGUGGACACAGGAGCCUUGUUAACAAAUGGACAACUUUCCUCAAAGCGCGUCUGAUUUGUUCUGUGCCAGGACCCAAUGGCAUUGACACACACUUUGAUGAACUACAGGAUGUGUUCCUAAUGAACUCAAAAGACCCUAAAAAUCCAAUAGUCUAUGGAGUGUUUACAACUUCCAGUAAUAUCUUCAAGGGGUCAGCAGUGUGCAUGUACAGCAUGACAGACGUGAGGAGGGUAUUUCUUGGUCCCUAUGCCCACCGAGAUGGCCCAAACUACCAGUGGGUUCCCUACCAAGGGCGAGUGCCAUAUCCACGGCCAGGAACUUGUCCUAGUAAAACAUUUGGAGGCUUUGAUUCCACCAAGGACCUUCCUGAUGAAGUUAUAACAUUUGCAAGAAGUCAUCCAGCCAUGUACAACCCGGUAUUCCCCAUCAACAACCGUCCAAUCAUGAUCAAAACGGACGUGGAUUACCAGUUCACACAGAUAGUAGUAGAUCGAGUAGAUGCAGAAGACGGCCAAUACGAUGUGAUGUUCAUUGGCACAGAUAUUGGAACAGUUCUUAAAGUGGUUUCAAUUCCUAAGGAGACUUGGCAUGACUUAGAGGAAGUCUUGCUGGAAGAAAUGACAGUCUUUCGGGAACCCACUGUUAUUUCAGCAAUGAAGAUUUCCACAAAACAGCAACAGCUCUACAUUGGCUCAGCCACUGGAGUUUCACAGCUUCCUUUACACCGCUGUGAUGUGUAUGGAAAAGCAUGUGCCGAGUGUUGCCUUGCGAGAGACCCUUACUGUGCCUGGGAUGGUUCAUCUUGCUCACGUUACUUCCCCACUGCUAAGAGACGUACUAGACGACAAGACAUCCGAAAUGGAGACCCACUUACCCACUGCUCAGACCUGCAGCAUCACGAUAACCCAAGUGGUCAGACCCUGGAGGAAAAGAUCAUCUAUGGAGUAGAGAAUAGCAGCACUUUUCUCGAGUGCAGCCCAAAAUCUCAGCGUGCCGUAGUCUACUGGCAAUUCCAGAAGCAAAAUGAUGACCGCAAAGAAGAGAUAAAAGUGGAUGAUCGCAUGAUCCGGACAGAACAGGGCCUAUUGCUACGAAGUCUUCAACGGAGAGACUCUGGUAUUUAUUUUUGUCAUGCUGUGGAGCAUGGCUUCAUGCAAACUUUGCUCAAAGUGACCCUGGAAGUAAUUGAUACUGACCACCUGGAAGAGCUGCUCCAUAAAGAAGAAGAUGGUGAUGCCUCCAAGACCAAGGAUGCUACCAAUAGCAUGACCCCCAGUCAAAAGAUCUGGUACAGAGACUUCAUGCAGUUAAUCAAUCACCCCAAUCUCAACACAAUGGAUGAGUUCUGUGAGCAAGUUUGGAAAAGAGACCGCAAACAACGCCGGCAAAGGCCUGCCAAUGCGCAGGUGAAUACAAAUAAGUGGAAGCACCUACAAGAGAAUAAAAAAGGUAGGAACAGGAGGACCCAUGAAUUUGAGAGGGCACCACGUAGUGUCUGAGCUACAUUACCUCUAGGAACCUCAUCCAAGUAGAAACUUGUAUAGACAGAUAACUGGAAAAAAAUGCAAUAUUCAUGAACUUUUUCAUGGCAUUAUGUGGAUGUUUACAAGAGUGGAAAGUUCAAACAAUUUCCACCAGGUUUAAAUAAAAUCCAUUUCUAACUUUCCUAGUAAGUCCUUCGUCUCUGCUCUGAUUCUAAGACCAGAAAGACCAGAGUUUCAAGGAUGAUAACUCACCCGGACCUAGCUUACUGCUCAAAAAGUUCUGCAAGAGUUCAGCAGGCAAGUUGUGCUUUCUCUUUUGCCUGAGAUAUAAACAAAAUGCUGUAUUUCAUGCUGUCAUCUUAAAGAAAAGAAAAAUCCCACCUUUCAUCAGCAGCACUACCAUUUCUAGACUUAUAUAUAAAACUGCAUGAACUCAUUAAGCUGAUGAACGUCUAAACACGUGAUUGGACACAAGGAUUUUGUUCUUGUUUUGUCUACCAGUUCUCCUGUUUAUGUGUGCUAGAAGAGGAAAAACAAUACUGAGUGAGAUUGUUUGUGGAAAUCUGAACAACAUAAGCCAUCCACCAUCUGGAAGAACAAAAAUUGUGGAGUACACUGGCCUACUACUGAUGACUUCUUUCAGCUUUGAUCUAAAGAUGUAUUUUAUUAAAACUAUAAUUUAAAUGUACUAUGAAAAAUAUGCAGCAAACAUUAGCUCUUUUCUAAAAUAGAUUAGACUUUUUGUCUUAGAAAUAUUGUACUUUCUAAUUAUUGGUUUAGAGGAAAAAAAAGACAACUUCCAAUUAUGAGCUGCUUUCCUCUUUUGUUUGGAAAAAUCUUUCAGGGGAGCUAGUCACACUGCAGUUAACCUCCUCCCCUCUCAGUAAUCUAUAUGACAUGUAACUUCAAAACAAGUUUAAAACUAAGCUAUUUUAACACGAAAGUCGCUGUAUAGCAUGGAAGUCUUCUGCAUUCUUUUUUUCUAAGUAUGGUAUUUUAAAUGAUUCAACUUGUAUAAUACCUUGCUAUAGAUUGAACCAAUGAAGAGGAGAACAUUGAUUUUCAGUUGUACAUUUUUUUUUUUUAUUAAAAAAAAAGUAAAUAGCAUUAAAAUACCCUCUACUAAUUACACUCUUGCUUUCUCGGUUCGUAAAUAUUUGUGAAGGCUAAUAUUUAAAUACUGUGGCUCAUAGACAGUCAUAUAUCCAUGAGCAAAGCUCACAUUCAGUUUAAGGAGUUUUGUUCCCAGCUCAGUGCUAGAAAUAUGUCCACACUACUGAUUCGCAGUGUUCCAUUCUUUCUGUGGGCCAGGUCACCCAAAUGCAAAGAACCAACCGUAGGCCACGUAAAUAGUAACCUUAAAGCCAACGCUCUGUUUUAAGAUCUAAGGGACAGUUUUAUCUGAGGGUGAAGUCUGCUGCCGUAGUAAAUUGGUGAAGUUCAGCUUAAGGCUAGUUUAUAUUAACAGAUAAUUUGGUCCCGCACUUCUGUCUUAUUCUAUGUACAGGAGAGCAACAGGGUAAAACAGACAAUGUACUUGCACCAUACGUGUCAGUUUAGGGUUAUAAGUAAUGGAUUUAUUCACCUCAGCACAGACGUGCCUUUGGUCCCCAGUUCUAUGGUGUCCAGUUCUUUUGAGGUCAUCUUUCUCCAGCCUCCCAUAUUUUUUCUUGGUAGAGUCCAUAAGUGACAUAAUUUCAGGUAAUGUCAUUGUGGGGAAAAUUGCUAGAACAAAGUCCUUAGUUUGCUAAAGGAGCUUUUAUAUAAAAGUGUGUCUGUAUUGAUGACUGAUCUGUUUUGUUGUUAUUCACUCCAGAUUAUUUAAUUUAUCAUCCUACACUAUCAGCCUCAUCAGAUACAGUAUAACACAACUGCUGUGACAGCAUCUCUCACAAUAUGUCCCAGUCUCCUUGCCCCUCACUAAUUCAAGUAUCCUUCUGAUUAGUGAAGCCUUGGCUUCUUGCCUCCAUAGCGAUUGGGUUUUCACUAACGGCCCAGUCACUUUAGUGUGCUUUGAAUCUUUUACAGGGGAUGAACUUGCAAGAUAUUUCGUCAUUAAUUCUUUAGCAAAAAAUCCAUUGAAUAGACCAGGACAAGGCUGUAAGGACAUGAUUUAGGAAAGCACUUGGGAAUUUAGUUUUAAAGCAAUUUUAGGUCUCUCAUGUUUAACCUGACUGUUGUGAAGUUUAAUAUGCCAUUAAAUUCCCAUGCUUUCAUGAUGCGCUGAAUAGGGAUGAAUUAAAACAUAGGUUUAACUAUGUUCUUUCUUGUACAGAAAUAUUAAUUUUCAGCUCAAAUCAUGAUUAAUUUCUGAGCAUUGUUUUCAGCUGAAUUAUUUAAUUGUAAUCACAGAACACCCUUUAGCCUUUUGUGUAAGGCUAUUGUAUACCCUUGAGUCAUUAGAAUCCUCUUUGUUACAAAAGGAAACAGUUUUAAAAUGAACCUCAGAGAAUUCAGUGGGAAAAAUACAGAUUGAUUUUAACCUACCCUAAAAGACUUUCUUUCCUUUUUUACAUAUUAAUGGAAUUGUUAUCUACCUUUUUUUUUUUUCUCUACCACGUUCAUAGCAACUGGUUCUAUAGCAACUUGCUGCAAAAAAUCAAACCAAAACCAACCUCUUUCACCACCCCUGAAGACGAAACAGAUUAAAUUAAGUCAGGAUUCUAAAAUAUGUUUUUCUAUAAAGAGAAAGAUAAUCUGUGGGAAGAACAUUACACAAGUUGCAAUGUUUUUACCAUAACCUGGCAGUCUGAUUGGGCAAUUGAUACGAUCAGAUCUUACAAAUUUCAAUCUAAUCCUUACUGUUAUGAGUAGUCUUGUUUAUAUCUUUGUAUUUGCUUAUAUAAAUAAAAGGGCAGAAGAUCAAGCCAGCAGUGGAAUUUUUUUUUUUUUAUUUUCGGGUUCAUAUUAUGGUCAAGUUAAAACAGCAUUUAAUACUGAUGUGAAAUGAACUUUUUUCAAAGAACAUAAGCCUUAAUGAAUUCAUGUAUAGAAAGAUGCCCUGCAGCUUCAGUAAAAUUCAUAUCCCCAUUUGUGUCAUUAUUGUUUAAAGCAACUUAAGGUUUGAAGAUAAAGGUAAAAAUGGUAUUUCUGUAAAUCAUCAAUAAAACCCUCUAAACCUCUAGUUACAGACUUUAGAAAAAGUUAGUAAAAAGUUGUUUUUAAGCUGGAGAGAAAUAAAGGAUUUCCUUUAUAAUCAGAAAGAUCUAUUUUGAUUUGUUUUAAGAUAUCCAUUUGCAAGGAACAAAAAUGCAUUGAAUCCUUUUCUUACUCAUCUACACUUUGCACUUGCAUGGAUCACUGAAGAUGGGAAUUUGUUCAAUGGCUCCUAAAAACUGUAUGGUUAUGUUAAACUACAGCAUCAAACUGCGAAAAUGUGCAUCUUUGCAGAACAGAGUUAAAUCGUCAUGACCCAAUGAAGUCACUAUGUAAAAAAAAUAAAAUUAAAUUAAAUGCAUGUGAAUGCGCAUUUACUGAUCCUUUUUAUGUAUUAUUUAGUGAAUAUCAAUGGUAUGUGUUUAAUAGUUCAGUUUUUGCUACCUACACAUUAGCCAAAAGAGAUGUAAAUACUUUUGACUAGAUAAGGAGGUACAGUGUAAAGUACUGUUAUCUAGAGGUACUCCAUUUUGGUGUGUUCAGCAUAAUACUAAAAUGCAAGAUUUUGCCACACAGGUGAUAAGGUGGUUUAUUUGCUAUAUCAGUGCCCAAGUUAUGCGCUUAUUCUGUAAGCGCAUUCCUCACUGGAUAGUAAAUAAUUCUACUUCUGUAUUUAUCACUUCAAUUCAGAUGGGAACUAGAAAACUGGAGAGAAAAAAAUGUAAUGAAACUGCUGCUGUAAAUUAUUUCUUUUAGCAUGUAUU
Messenger RNA from Chroicocephalus ridibundus (black-headed gull), 6569 nucleotides. It is a transcript of the gene SEMA3A, whose product is annotated as semaphorin 3A. The record is from RefSeq and is a predicted model, not a curated record. The transcript is spliced from 17 exons. Gene Ontology annotation, molecular function: semaphorin receptor binding; chemorepellent activity; neuropilin binding. Lineage: Eukaryota; Metazoa; Chordata; Aves; Charadriiformes; Laridae. Bases 406 to 2724 code for a protein of 772 amino acids. Gene Ontology annotation, biological process: motor neuron axon guidance; neural crest cell migration; positive regulation of neuron migration. Gene Ontology annotation, cellular component: glutamatergic synapse; axon; plasma membrane.